CCAACUCGGCCAUGCUGACCAGGUUUUCCAACAUUCUUAGGAUUCAUUCCUUAUACUUGCAAAAGAGAGCCAUUGCAGAAUCCCACAAUCAAACAGUCCUGUCGAUUCCUGUAAACCUAGAGUCGGUGAUGUUUGAUGUGGUACAUCAGAAACAUAAAACUGGUCCUUUUACAAUGAAGGAAGUGUUGCGACAUUUCAACUUGCCUGUCACAAUCUCAUCAACGGACAAUCUGACCUAUAAAGAAAUGAACAAUCCCAAGUCAAAGGAUCACGAAUUGCGACAGCUCAGCGUGAAGCAGAUAUACGAACAGAAAUUCUUGUUGGGUCAUAACAUCAUUAACAAUGGAAAACUAUCAGUUCGAUACCCAACUGUGAUCCCAAUGUAUAUGAAAGAAAUUAAGGUGGUUGUAGCAGAAGGACUUAAAGGUAAAAGUGAGACAGAAUGGAAUAUUAUGUGCAAUCAUUACAACAAGAUUGUCAAGGACCUUGGGAACUUGGAUCAUUUCAUUUGCUCAGAUAUUACUUUGCUGGACACAGACGAGCUGGAUCUGUACGUGGGAAAAUACUCUGAAAUAGAGCCAAUAUAUGUCGAUAUCUGCAGAAAGAAGUCAGAAAACAAGUAUGAGAUAAUACAUCCUCAGCAGAGCCUAUCAGAGGCCCCAAAGUACUAUUCGAUUCAAAGUCACGGAGAAAAUAAGCCACAGAUAUCCCCAGAACGAAACACUGAAAUCAACUAUUCUCAGCUAAGUGCAACAGCCACACUAAGAGGCAACAUUAGAUCACUGUUCAAGUUCUCACGCGGAUCAAGUUCCAUGCAAACACCUGAAACAAAAUAUAUUGCCUAUAUGAGUGAGGUUCCAGAUGACAUACAACAUUUGAAUGUGGAUGAGGUCUGUGAUUGUUUUAAUUUAUUAAACAUGGGGGAGUACACUGAGACCUUUCAGUCACAGCAAGUUGAUGGCCAAUUGCUUUCUGAUCUGGAUAGAGACAUGAUGCUCAACACAUUUGGAAUGAGUCAUUUCCAUGUCACAAAAUUAAUACGUUUCCGUGAAGGAUGGAGACCAAAGUAACUGAGAAUAGUCUCCUCUUUCAGAAACAUUGCGAUGAAGCAUAUUCUGAAGUGCUCAUAAUCAGAAAACUUACAAUACAGAUAGUUCUCCUCUAAUGGCCUAGUUGCGUUCCAGUGAAAUCUCUACUUAAUAGAAAAUCACUUAAUAGAAAAAAUAGGGCCUAUGGGAAAAGUGGAGUUAGGGGCAGACCAACAAAGAAUAUCAUUCACGAUCGCUCAAAAAUCGCCCAAAAGCCUAAUGCAAAGUAUAGCACAGCCUGAAUGAAGGUUUAAAUCAUAUUUGUUAACAAAAGUAAAUUUAAUCAAGUACUUUGAAAAAAUAUUCUUAAUGCAGGGACAGAGGGUCAUCAUCACUACUACCUUCAGGUUAGUUGUGGUUGCAGAAAUAGACGUCUGCGGUUGAUUGUCUUCUGCUCUUUCUUGGGGGUUGAUUUAAAAAGGACAUCCAGUUUUUGCUGCUUUGACCCUUUUUUUCCUUUCUUGAAGAAACUGUUCAUAGGGUGCCAGAUGAUAUCUUAUUAAAUGAACUGUUAAUCCUGCUGCAUUCUGUGCUGUAAUCAUUGUCCGCUAAGAGCUGCAACUGCCCCUCAAUUUCCCUCAGGUUAGAAGACAAAAGAGAUGUGGAAAGCUGUCAUGGUGCUGUAUCCUGGACUUCAUCUUUUUCAUCUCCAGCUUCCACUUCCCCCUCAGCGACAAGCUGUUGUAGAUCAGCUGUACAGAGUUCUUCACAGUGGGAUUCAAGUGGCUGUUCAAUAUCCUCACUUUCCACUUCUUCAAAGCCAACCUGCUUUUCAAGGUUAACACAAUGCUCUUUGAUUUUUGGGAGCUCCCCUGACAGUUCACAUCCUUUAAAAUCUUGAAAAGAAUUCCUGGAGGAGCUGCCGCCAAACUGCAUGCAGGCAGUCUUUACUGAUGUCAUUCCUGAUGAAGAGCUUUUGCCCGAAAUGUCGAUUCUCGUGUUCCUUGGAUGCUGCCUGACCUGCUGUGCUUUUGUAGCACUACACUCUCGAUGCUGAGCUCCAGCAUCUGCAGUCCUCACUUUCUCCUAGUUGUUGUCACCCCAGCCCUCCACAAUAAUAUCAAUAGCAUCCUUGAUGUUAAAGCUCUUAAAAAAUUGAAGAACACUGUCCUUAUUAUCCCCGUCAGUAGCUGCAAUCAGCCUCUUGAAUAUGCGUCUUAAAUAAUAUGCUUUAAAAGCUGAUAUUGCACCCUGGUGUAUGGGUCGAAUGAGAGAGGUUAUGUUUGGAGGUAGAAGUAGCACUUUGAAGUUUUCAAAUGGUGUAUAAGAAUAAUGCAGUCCUGUAGGAAUUAUACAUGGUUUUAGAAGGAGAGCAAUGAACAUUCUUAAGUUUCAUUUUUACGAUGAAGAUGCUCAAUGUAUUGUACUGUACCUCUCACAUGCUCUGAUGGCAGCUGACACCAGUGCAUGUGCAGAACGGCAUGCAGACUUUGGUGCUGACAUCGCAAAACAAUCACUGCUGAAAUCAUGCUAUUGCAAACAGAGGUAAGCAUUCUCAAAAAUACACUUCCUCAAUUCUUCAGCGACAUUUUAGCCAAAUCAAACUGCCAAAACACACUUUAUACAAGAAACAUCUGUAUCAGCAUUGUACAACUUUACACUAAGCAUAUCUUUGGUGGAGAAACAAGUAAAUAUUUGUAAAGUGAAAGAAUCUGUAAAAUUAGUGUAAUAAUUUUGAAAAUGCCAUUAACAUCUGUAUUUGAGCUCAAAGGUUAAUUUGAAAUGUCAAUAAAAGAAAGAAUUGACU
Molecule: messenger RNA, 2835 nt
Organism: Chiloscyllium plagiosum (whitespotted bambooshark)
Lineage: Eukaryota; Metazoa; Chordata; Chondrichthyes; Orectolobiformes; Hemiscylliidae
Source: RefSeq, a predicted model, not a curated record